Balaenoptera acutorostrata (minke whale) is the source of this 451-nucleotide messenger RNA. It is a transcript of the gene APOC4, whose product is annotated as apolipoprotein C4. The record is from RefSeq and is a predicted model, not a curated record. NCBI's taxonomy places the organism in Eukaryota, Metazoa, Chordata, Mammalia, Artiodactyla, Balaenopteridae. Bases 28 to 411 code for a protein of 127 amino acids. Gene Ontology annotation, biological process: triglyceride homeostasis; positive regulation of triglyceride storage. The transcript has 3 exons. Gene Ontology annotation, cellular component: very-low-density lipoprotein particle; high-density lipoprotein particle.
GGGACAGAGGGACAGAGGCCCCCAGAAAUGCUGUUCCCUGGAUGCAGGUUCCGGGCCCUGUCCUCCCUCUGCUUCUGCGUCCUGGUCCUGGCCUGCAUCGUAGCAUGUCAGCAAGAAGGGCCUGGGGAAACCUCGAGCCCCCCGCCAGAGUCGGCCAGUAGUUCCUGGAGGCUGGUUCCGGGCAAGGUGAAGGAGUGGAUGGAGUCGCUGGUGACCAGGACAAGAGAGAGUUGGCAGUGGUUCUGGGGCCCCAGGGCCUUCCAGGGCUUUGUGAAGACCUACUAUGAUGACCACCUGAGGGACCUGGGUUCCCACACCCAGGCCUGGCUCCAAAGCUCCAAGGACAGCCUCCUGAACAAGGCCUACAACCUGUGUCCCCAGCUGCUCUGCGGGGACAGCUACUGGCAUUAAAGUGUUCACAGCCUCCGCAAUAAAGGAGUUCUCCUCUGUG